GGUUUGGCUCGACCAAUCACGGGGCGCCUCUCACUCAGCUGAUUCAGAUUGUUCACUUCUCGUGCGCGAUUCAGUCUGCAGGUAAAUAGUAAAGAGUCGCGUGCUUGUUCAGUUAAAAGUUGUCUCGCUGUCAGAGUCAGAGACAUACGUGGUCACACCUGGACCUCAGUCACCUGUGUGAAGUCCGGACAGUCUGUCUCACCUGUUGGUCCCUGCUCCUUCAUCAUGGCCACGCGGGUUCGACCGAGCAGUAAACGGUGCGCAGUGAUCGGGGGGUCUGGCUUCCUGGGCAGACACUUGGUGGAGAAGUUGCUGGACCGAGGUUACUCCGUCUCUGUGUUCGACAUCCGUCAGAGCUACGAGCUGCCUGGUGUCACCUUCCACCAGGGAGACCUGUGCGACAAACAGGCUCUGCUGCCAGCUCUGAAGGACGUGUCCCUGGUCUUUCACUGCGCCUCCCCGGCCCCUGCCAGCGACGACCGCGGGCUGUUUGAGAGGGUCAACAUUCAGGGCACACGCACGGUUAUUCAGGCGUGCAUCGAGGCUGGAGUACAGAAAAUGGUCCUGACAAGCAGUGCCAGUGUGGUGUUUGAAGGGACAGACAUUAAGAACGGGAGGGAGGACCUGCCAUACGCCAAGAAGCCCAUCGACUAUUACACAGAAACCAAGAUUGAGCAGGAAAAGCUGGUCCUCGAGGCUUGUGACAAGGAGAAGGGUUUCCUCACAGUUGCCAUCCGGCCUCACGGCAUCUUCGGCCCUCGGGACCCGCAGCUGGUUCCAAUCCUGGUGGACACGGCUCGCAGGGGCAAGAUGAAGUUCAUCAUCGGUGAUGGGACCAACCUGGUGGAUUUCACCUUUGUGGAGAACGUAGUUCAUGGCCACAUCCUGGCUGCUGAACGCCUGAGGCCAGACUCCCCCGCAUGUGGAAAACCCUACCACAUCACCAAUGAUGAGCCAAUAAAAUUCUGGGACUUCAUGUCUGAGGUGUUGGUGGGCCUCGGGUACGCCGCCCCCCGCUAUCACCUCCCCUACGCUCUCGUGUACGGACUGGCCCUGCUCCUCUGGCUGCUGGCUCUCAUCCUGCGCCCUCUAGUUUCCUUUAAACCCACCUUCACACCAAUGAGAGUGGCCCUGGCCGGAACCCACCACUACUACAGCUGCGACCGCGCCAAGGAGGACCUGGGCUACAAACCGGUGGUCGGUCUGAAGGAGGGGAUAGAGCGCACGGUGCAGAGCUACCCUCAUCUCAGACAGGGGGCUUGAUGUCGGAAUGGAGGCGGAGACUGUUGAGACGUGUGAGCCUGUGGCCAUAAGGUGAUCAGGUUUUACUAAAAGGACAAGACAGCUAAUCAAACUCCCACAUUCGUGCCUUUUUAUGUACCAUUGUCACCAGCAGAUGGCAGCAGAGGGUCUUGGGUUCAGUCAACACACUGCAGUCUGAUACUAUGAAUGUUUCAAAGCACUUGGUGCAUUUCGAAAGCACGGCAAAUAUACUGUUUACACAGCAGAGACGUACAGAGAUUCUUGUUCCAUUGUACACACAUUGAGAUGCUUCUUGCUUGUGUCAAAACACCUUAAUACAUUCCACCAACAGAUUAUUCUCCUGAAGCUACCUGCAUGAAAAUGAUGUUUAAAAAGAUGGUCUGGCUUCACAUUAUGUGGUCAAACAUAUGUGGACAGGGUUGUGUAUAGCAUGGGCAUUUUUAUUUUGUUUGAAGUAAGCGUCUUAGUUUGAAUUAAGGGCAACCUUGGUCCUACAGCAUAUGGUGAUACUUGAGACAAUAGUGUGCUUUGACUUGUGCCAGCAGUUUGGGAUCGGCCCUGUUUUGUUUCAACAGAACAAUACCUCUGUGCCCAGCACCAUUUGCAUAAAACAUGUUUUUUUUUUUCUGGCCUUCUUUCUGGCCUGCACAAAGAACCGACCUCAUCCCUAUCCAUCAUCUUAACAAUGAAGUAAAAUGGUGACUGUGAGGCAGACCCUUUCAUUUGAAAGUCUGUCCUAAUACUAUACAUACCCACAUGUUCACUGAAACUGUCGGGUGCUGCUGUCUUUGUUCCCUCCUGUCCACACUCACCAUGAACGGUCAUGACGUGACUCAGAUUUAAGAAAUGGGGGGGAUGAGUCCACAGUAUUUGUUGGACAUGGCUUGCAUUUCAAGUUUAGCCAAAGCUAAUGUGAGGCUUUAGCAGUCUGAGAUCAACAAAUAUAGUGUGUUUUUUCUUUUUUGAAACCAUCCUUCCAUCAUAGCCAAGCAAGGAAACAGUGUGUGGAUGGAAACAAAACAAGGGAAUUUAGCACUGAAAGCACUGAAACUUUGGAAGUUACCCUCUAAAUAUGACUAAAUCAGACUGCCGAGGUCUAUUAUGCAAGGAUGAACUUAAAAAGAAUACAUUUGACCCAGAACAAGGACUGUCUCUUACACUGGUACUGCUUUAGGAUAGGAUCUCUUCAUGACCAAUUUGUACAGGGGGGAUGAUUAAAGCUGUCAGUAACUAUUUUAAUCUACAGAUGGACAUGCAGCUGAUGUUUUGAGAUGGAUUUAACAAAGUUUUCCAAUUCUUUGAAAUGCUUAACGGUCAAACAUGAGACUGAACGUUUGGUGUUUACAUACUUUUGACCACAUGAUGUGCUUCCAUAUAUAGAUCAUUUACACAAAUUUAACUUGUUCAAAAUGCACUUUGUUCAACCUCGCUUCCAAAAAAGUUGGGACGAUGUAUAAAACAUGAAUAAAAACUGGAUGGACAACA
Messenger RNA from Acanthopagrus latus (yellowfin seabream), 2748 nucleotides. It is a transcript of the gene nsdhl, whose product is annotated as NAD(P) dependent steroid dehydrogenase-like. Gene Ontology annotation, molecular function: 3-beta-hydroxy-Delta5-steroid dehydrogenase (NAD+) activity. Bases 226 to 1263 code for a protein of 345 amino acids. The record is from RefSeq and is a predicted model, not a curated record. Gene Ontology annotation, biological process: steroid biosynthetic process. The transcript is spliced from 7 exons. NCBI's taxonomy places the organism in Eukaryota, Metazoa, Chordata, Actinopteri, Spariformes, Sparidae.